Stegastes partitus (bicolor damselfish) is the source of this 5097-nucleotide messenger RNA. It is a transcript of the gene nhsb, whose product is annotated as Nance-Horan syndrome b (congenital cataracts and dental anomalies). Gene Ontology annotation, biological process: lens development in camera-type eye; cell differentiation. Bases 1 to 5097 code for a protein of 1698 amino acids. NCBI's taxonomy places the organism in Eukaryota, Metazoa, Chordata, Actinopteri, Pomacentridae. The transcript has 14 exons. The record is from RefSeq and is a predicted model, not a curated record.
AUGCCAUUCGCCAAAAGGAUUGUGGAGCCGCAGCUUCUGUGCAGGCACCAGAUCCCCAACGAUGAAGGUCUGCUUUUCGAGGACCUGUGUGCCAUCAGUAAUGUGGUUCUUUCCCGGACCUUGCGACAGCUCUCCGACCUGGCCCGGCACGCCUGCUCCUUAUUUCAGGAGCUGGAGAACGACAUCAUCAGCACCAACCAGCGGGUCUGGGUUCUCCAGAACAAAAUAGGCCAGAUACAGCAGACUGCCAGUGCCCUAGACCCCAAAAAGGAGGCAGUGCCGGUGUCAAACCUGGAUAUUGAGAGCAAGCUGUCAGCUCACUAUCAGGCUCCAUGGCACCAGCAACACAACGUGUUUCACCCUUGUACCCGACCACCAUGUCUGGAGGAGCUGCACAGAAACGCUCAGCUCAGCCUCAGAGCUCUGCAUCGAGACGAACAACAAUGUCAGCGAUCCACGAGUCGGGAGAGAAACAGGGUGACUAUCUCUAUCUCAGUGGCUCCCCCCAUGCCCACCUUCCCCUCACCACACACCAUCCGCCGGCAACAGAGGAGUCGCCUGGCAAGAGCGCAAGAGAGAGCAGAAAGGGAGCGAGAGUUAGACUAUCAACACAGGAAGGAGAGGACUGUGAGAGAAACAGAGAUCCAGACCAUACAAAGAAAAGAGAGGCCAGGGAGAGAAGGAGAUAAUCAGACGAUCCAAAGAAAGUUUGAGUGCUUUUACUCACUUCACCCUAUUGAAGGUUGCAUCUUCAUUCCGUGGAGUAGAAAGGCUACCUCGACAGGGGAAGGUGAAGGUGGUGAGGUCUUGGGAGGCCAUAGAACCAAGGCCUCAGCCCCCGGUGCCCCCUCGACCCAAGAUAAACAGACAAACUGGUCAAAGGAAAAUGUCCCACCAUCAGAUCAGAAGACAUCGGGUGAUUCUCACGCCAUCUCCUCCUGCAUCAUCCCAAUCAACGUCACAGGAGUCGGAUUUGACAGGGAAGCAAGUGCUCGUUGCUCUCUAGUCCAUUCCCAGUCGGUUCUUCAGAGGAGAAGGAAGCUGAGGAGGAGGAAGACUAUCACAGGAAUACCCAAAAGAGUACAGCAAGACAUGGACUCAGAUGAAUCACCCGUAGCAAGAGAGCGCACAGUGAUCAUCCAUGCCAACCCACACCAACUCUCUCUCUGUCAGGAAGACCUCUCAAUCAGUGGUCGCCUCCAUCACACUCGUGACUCUGGUUGCCAGACAGAUGAUUUCCUUAUAGCAUGUACAGCUGCUCCUUCCAGAAGGCGCAUUAGAGCGCAGCGUGGCCACCAGGGAAUCCCUGCCUCUCUGUCGCAUUCAACAGGCAACAUUUCUUCCCUGGGUGACCAGUCAGACACCACAUACACCACAGCUGCAGCCCACGGUGGACGUUUGCGCUCACGUAGCCUUCCACGAGAGGGUGGACGUCUGAUGGACAGCGAUGAAGAUGAUGAUGACAAUUAUGAUGAUGAUGACGAGGACGAAGAAUUGUCACCAUACGAAGCAGAGGAUUUUAUUCCACCAGGUCCUAGUCCAAGAAUGAAGAUGAUGAUGAUGAAGGAUGAAGAAGAGAGCACAGAUGACCAGGCAGCUCCAGAGCCACUGCAACUUGGAAGCCUAAAAAGGUUGCAGCGAUCUGGGGAAAGGGACAGAGGGAGCGGAGGAGGUGGGAGCCCAGAGCAUAGCUGGAUGGAAAGAGGUCGUUCUCGCUUGCCUCGCAAGGCUGACAUGGGCAGCUGUGAGAUCUCAUCAAGUUCAGAUACGUUCAGCAGUCCUAUUCACUCAGUGUCUACAACAGGAGUCCUAGGCAGCCAUGUGGACCACAAGGAGGACCACCAGUCAUCAAGUGGGAACUGGAGUGGUUCCAGCUCCACUUGCCCCUCACAAACAUCUGAAACCAUCCCUCCGCCCUCGUCUCCACCCCUGACAGGCUCAUCCCACUGUGAUUCAGAGCUGUCACUCAACACGGUGCCCAAUGCCAUUGAUGAAGGAUUUUCUCUGGAUCCCUCAUACCACUCUGACCUCAGACCCCAGGGCCAGGGUCACAGAUCAAGCUCAUUCACAUCCUCAGCCACAGAUCAACUAGAUGAUGCAGGGGUCAGUACGGCAAGUGAGGGGGAAUGGACAUACCCUCCAGACCAAGACCAGACUGAUCCAGACCAAGACCCUGACCAGACCCAAAACCUGAUCCAGAGUCAUGGGUUAGCCCAAGAGUACGGCUCCAAACAAGGUCUUGAAGACCAAACCUGUUUCAGUAUCAAAACAAGCAACACUGAAAAGGAGCCUGGCUCUCAUUACCCAUCUGAUACAGAGGGUUUCUACUCUUCUUCUGUGCAUUUUGGGGAGUGUAAUCAGAGUUACAGAGGAUAUAUGUAUAACUAUGCAGACCCAGGACCUGACUGUGCUCAAUCCAACACUGUGGCAGCACCACUAUCCCAUGGAGUUUACCCUCAGCCCUCAGCUGACUUUAGAGCAGGCACUAUGACCCUUGGGAGGACCUGUCGUCCACUGAGGAAACCUAAAGUCAAACCUCCACCACCCAAACGAACCUCUUCGCUGAAGGAUACCAGUAGUUGUGUUGACGUUGGAACAGACACGCAGGCAGAUCAGGAUCAACCAAAGAUGGUUAGUGAACAAGAGCUUACCUUGUCUUCCACAGAUAUGAAGCUGGAACUGGACCUAGAGCUUGGAGGUGCUCCAGAACCAUUACAGACAUCUUGUCUAGUGGCAGAGCCUUUGGGGACUUGGGGAAUGGGACUGGGGGAAACCGUGGACAUAGUAGAGCCCAUGUCCUUUAGCUCUGCAGAUACACACUCAUUUAAGGAUGAAGGUGCUGUGCAAUCUGACUAUGCAGACCUGUGGCUUCACAACACUGAGCUGAAGUCCAACAAUGAAACCCAAACCCAGGCCCUUGCACAGGCUUCAGAGACCAGGGCAACUACUCCACCUCUACCACCUGGAGACUUCAAACUUGGGUCACCUGAGAAGCUUGCUGGCCUGGCCUCACCAUCAAGUGGCUAUUCCAGCCAAUCAGAGACCCCAACAUCAACCUUGCCCUCAUCUUCAGCAGCGUUCUUCCCAGGACCACUAUCUCCCUCAACUGGCAAGAGAAAGCCCAAAGUGCCAGAGAGGAAGUCUUCUCUCUCUUCCCUGCAGCACUUCCCCAGAGAUGGAGCUUCCAUUUCCUCUUGCUAUAAGAGAGACCCAGAUUUUCCACCUCCACCUUCUCAACUUGAUCUCAAUGUUCUUCAUGGUGGCUAUGUCAGACACACGUUAUCCCACCGUACGCACCACAUGCACACGCUCCACCACAGCAAACACAGAGUUGCAAAUGUUUUAGCCACUGGAACAAAGUUAUUGGCCCCUGAGGCAUCAAACACCAACCCACCAUCAAACUCUGCUUUAACAAUUCCCAGCUCAAAUCUUUUGGUGAUAACGCCAUCUGCUCUUCGCUCAGUGCAGCUCCACUCUAUUAGUCAAUCUACUGAUUUACAAAGCACUUCCACUACAGACCAAGAAACAGCAAUUGGUGCAGAGACUGCAACAAGACCCAAAUGUCCUCCGAGUGGUUCUACCCUGGCUCCCCCACCUAUUAACACGAGGCCUCUCCCUCCUCGCAGACCACCUCCCAGACCACCAGGUCAUGACCACACCUCCUCUCCUGAACACACGCAACCACCUCCCCCUGGCCGCCACCCUGAUGGGCCUCCAUCCUAUGAAAGCUUGCUACUCAGACAGGACCGCUAUGGACCCGGAACGUUCUGGGCUAUGACGGCCUUCAGAACCCGGAUGGAUCCAUCAUCUGAACUCUCUGAGGACAGUUCACCACUGCAUCGACCUGUGCCACGUGCUCCCCACCCUUCGCCUGUGGAUCUACACACCCAUAUCCACUCGCACACAGAGUUCAGAGGGCUUACCCACUCAGCCCAUGCACACCCUGAGUUUAGGGUUUUGGGGGAGCGCUCGUUCUCCCAGGAUGAUGAUGAUGAUGAAGAUGACGAGGACGAAGAAGAAGAGCAGGUAAAAGAGCUGCCGAGGGCUGCAUGCUCCAGAGGAGGGAUGCGAUCAGACCACCCUCCACCCCCAGCAUAUGAGUUUGCUGGGGGAUCCCACUCAGACUCAGGGCCCUGGGCUAGUCCAGUCAAAGUGCCUGGUAACACAGUGGAGACAUCGCAUCCUUACCUAAUCAGCGAUGCAAGGAAAGGAGGACAAGAGGAGCAGGAAGAAGAGGAGGAAGUGACAUCAGGUGCUACCAGAAGUGCCCAUCAGCAGCUGCCACAGGAGAGCAAAGAUGACUCCACCACUCCUGACACUGAGGAUUACUUCAGUAAAGAUUCCACACCCAGUGAUAAUUCACUCUCCCCUCUGACGGAUGACACCAAAGUGGAUGAUGACAUUAUUAUCACAUCACCCAACAAGACCCGUACAACUGAGGACCUGUUUGCCAUGAUACACAGAUCCAAGAGAAAGGUCCUGGGCCGCAAAGAUUCAGGAGACCUAAAUGUGAAGUCUCGUCUCUGCCCAACAGCACCAGUGACUCCAAGCAAUGUCUCCACCGUCAUUAUCCCUCCAGCUCCUCCUCUCAACAUCCCAGCUUGCUUAGCCAGUGCGGCUGGGUCACAACGAGCCCCUGUGCCAAUCUAUCGCAGCGCCAAGAAAUCCAUUACGUCAAACGAGGAGUUUAAACUCCUGCUGCUAAAGAAAGGUAGCAGGUCUGAUUCCAGCUACCGCAUGUCAGCUACAGAGAUUCUGAAGAGUCCUAUCACCCCUAAAACACCAGGAGAGUCCCUUCCAGAAGGGACCAUUAGACAAGCUGAGGAGAUACCCUCUACGCUUCAUGAGCCCCCCAUUCCUGGCCUGGACUCAAUCCAGAUACCAGGCCUCUUUCCACGGGCCAACUCUGAGAGCUUCACCCCCAAAACCCUGCCUAUGUCAGCUGCAUCUCGACAAGGACGUUCUCGGAUCCCCCCUGUAGCCAACAGCAGUCGCUAUAGUACACGCAGUCGCCUCUACACAGCCCCCAUGCAAGCCAUUUCUGAAGGGGAGACGGAGAACUCAGAUGGGAGCCCCCAUGAUGACAGAUCAUCUUAA